Molecule: messenger RNA, 2210 nt
Organism: Osmerus eperlanus (European smelt)
Lineage: Eukaryota; Metazoa; Chordata; Actinopteri; Osmeriformes; Osmeridae
Gene: armh1
Product: armadillo like helical domain containing 1
Exons: 11
Coding region: 329-1561 (410 amino acids)
Source: RefSeq, a predicted model, not a curated record
AACAUGUCAAUCCUACUAGGGAGGGGGAACAGUUGCUUAGCAACGGUACACAUGUAUGACACCAGUUGUGGAAAAACAGGAGUUUACUCGACUAGCUAGCACACAUUUUCGUUUGUGUUCUUCCAGUGUACAGUAGUGCAUUAUGAUUUAAUUUUAACUAGAAGGCGAGAACUUUUAGAAUGCUUUUCAGCUGAAGCUACUGUAGAUUCAUAUCUAGCUAGACGACUAGCACUAUUUAUUAGUAGCAUCUAGAGCUAACUGUGUGGUUGCCUACACACAUAGAGCAAGGCUAGUUAUUCAAGGACGACAGUACGUGGUGAAAAGAAAAAUGUCCACCAGCAAGGAACAAGCUGCUAUCAGUAAAAUAAUGAGUUUCCUUCAAGAAUGGGAUCAUGGCAAUAAGAUCGUGCGAAGCCGCAUGCUCAAUGCGUUUCUGACACAAAACACGGGAAAGACAUGUCCUGAAUUGGAAGUGGAGUUUGCACAAGUAGCCAGCCUCUUUUUGGCUCGGUUGACCGCUUGGAUGAGGCUGACAUACAUGUUUGGGACAUGCUUAGGUCUGCAAUUGAAAGCAGUUGGCGUCUUCCUAUCUGCAUCAAGCAAUCAUCGAUAUCUCAUAGAAUUUCUGGAAGUUGGAGGUGUUCUAACUCUCCUAGAGAUCUUAGGCCAGAACCAGACCAAGGAAGAGGACAGGACAGAGGCCCUCUCUCUGCUUCAAAUUAUCUCAAAUGCUGGACGCAAGUACAAGGAGCUCAUCUGCGAAAGCCACGGUGUGAGAGCAAUAGCAGAGUGCCUUGCAAAGUCAAAGACGGAGGAGACCCAAGAGGCAGCUCAGGCUGUGUUAGAGUCACUGGCCCAUGGGAACCCCAAAUACCAGAACCAGGUCUAUAGGGGACUGAUUGCACUUCUUCCCUGUACAUCACCAAAAGCCCAACAGCUUGUCUUACAAACCCUCCGCAUAGUGCAGGCUAUUGUAAAGUCAUCCCAUCCCAGCAUUGUAGAACCUUUGCUCAAUAUGCUCAGGUCUCUGCAUCUAGAAGUACAGCAUGAAGCUAUUGAGCUGAUCAUAGAUCUGUGUCAGUAUAAAGUCAGGCCAUUGCUGCUUAGGGGUCUGGUAGCUCUGCAGAAACCUGCCAAGGAGAGAGUACAGAAGCACAAGAUCCUGGAAGACCCGGAAAUGACCAAAAUGACUGAAUCUCUACCAGUGUUUGUUCAACAAGCAGCUGCAGCCAAAGCUGUAAGGUUGCUUGCUCAGGGGAGUCAGGAGCUCUCCCGGGAGCUAUUGUCUCUCAGAGUGGUACAUAACCUACUGUACACCAUGGGUAACCAGGAACACGCAGACGCCCAGAGACAAGCUAGCCUGGCUCUUGAGCACUUUGUCCGUACAUACCCGAUUGUGGAGGAGCACGUGCGCAGAGCCAUGGGGACUGAUUUGUUCACAGCCUUCAUGCUCACAGCUGAAACUCUUUACAUGAAGAUGGAUGAAAUCCAAGCGGAUAUACUUUUAUCAAAUAAAGUCAACAUAUCAGAAGCGUCAGAGCAUCGUAACUCAGAGAGCUGAACAAAACAGAACGCAAGCAUCAGUGUCUUUUUUAUAAUGAAGCUGAAAGCUGAAAGUCAAUAAAAACACAUUUCACAAUUUUCUCCCGUAAGAGGACAUUCCGACUGGAUAUAAUCAGACAUUCCACCUCUCCUGGAAGUUCCGCAAGUCUCCCUAGUUUUGAUACUGGCUCCUUGACACCAGCAAAUUAUGCUAUACACAAUAGCCCGGGUGGAAACAAUGUAUUCAGAGGGUGUGAGAGAGAGACAUAGAGAGCAAGUGAUAGACUGUGGUAGCAGUAGCCAUGGUCAUAAUUUGAAUCAUAAAAGCAUAAUCAUGUGUCGAUUGGACUGUUUAUUAAAAAGUAUAUGAGGUCAGAUUGAAGUCAACCUAGUCUCAAGGCCACACUGAGAGAAAGAAUGUAUGCCGGGGGUUGAACUGUUUUGGGAACUAUGUUCUUGACUUUGUGACUUGUUGUCAUCCUUGCUCCUCUGGUGCAUUGGGUGGACAGCACUCCAGGUUUACAUACCAACGUACUGUGAAAACACUAUUCCGUUCCCUACGCGCAUUAUACUGUUCACCAAUUACUGUGGUGUCUUUUAUGAACUUUUAAAAAUAAACUUUUAUGAUAUUUUUCACUGACAUGGAGAUAACAAGGCUAACAAAAUAC